This is a messenger RNA of Mobula hypostoma (lesser devil ray), 15350 nucleotides long. RefSeq names its product slit homolog 1 protein-like. The record is from RefSeq and is a predicted model, not a curated record. Gene Ontology annotation, biological process: axon guidance. Gene Ontology annotation, molecular function: calcium ion binding; heparin binding; Roundabout binding. Lineage: Eukaryota; Metazoa; Chordata; Chondrichthyes; Myliobatiformes; Myliobatidae. The coding region runs from base 312 to 4664 and encodes 1450 amino acids. The transcript is spliced from 37 exons.
GUGAGGCUGCGAGAUUCACCACUGGGGCCAGUCUCAGCCGUGGAGAUCACAGGAUCCCGGGUAGCUGCGAGCCGGCCUCCCCUUCUAUUGUGUUAUCGAGGGCGUGUGACCCUCCGGCGCUGGGUGCGAAGUGGGUGCAAGUAGCAAGGACCGGAUUUCGGCAAGCUUGCGCCCCUUCACUAUGAUCUGACGGAGGCUGAAGGACCUCUUUCCCCUCUCUCUCUCUCUCUCUCUCUCUCUCCCUCUCUAUCUCCCACUCUCUCUCUCUGUACCCCCACCCCAGCCACACGCAUACAUCCCUCGCAGACACCAUGGACAGAAGCCGGGAGUUGCCCAAGAUCAUCAGGACUGGGAUCCUGCUGCUGGCCGCCUGCGGGAUUGGGACAAGUGCCUGCCCGGCUCUCUGCAGCUGUGUGGGCACAAGCGUGGACUGCCACGGGCUGGGACUCCGUACCAUCCCCAAGAACAUCCCCAGAAACGCAGAGAGACUGGAGCUGAAUGGGAAUAACAUCACUCGCAUCAGCAAAAGUGACUUCACAGGACUCAGACACGUCCGCGUAUUGCAACUUAUGGAGAACCACAUCAGUUCAAUCGAGCGUGGCGCCUUUGAGGACAUGAAGGAACUGGAAAGAUUACGCCUGAAUCGUAACCAGCUGCAUAUCUUGCCAGAACUGCUCUUUCAGAAGAAUCCCACUCUGCACAGACUGGACCUGAGCGAGAAUUUCAUCCAGGCGAUUCCCAGGAAGGCAUUCCGCGGAGCGACAGACAUCAAGAAUUUGCAGCUGGAUAAAAACCAAAUUACUUGCAUCGAGGAAGGGGCGUUCCGAGCGUUGAGGAGCCUGGAGGUUCUGACGCUGAAUAAUAACAACAUCAGCAGUAUUCCAGUUUCGAGCUUCAACCACAUGCCAAUGCUUCGCACCCUCCGCCUGCACUCUAACCAGCUGCUCUGUGACUGCCGCCUGUCCUGGCUCUCUCAGUGGCUGCGCCAGCGCCCCCAGAUCGGCCUCUUCACGCAGUGCGCUGCCCCCGCCCACCUCCGCGGCCUCAACGUCGCUGAAGUACAGAAGCACGAGUUCACCUGCUCCGGUCAGUCGGACAGCUCUCGGCUGCAGUCGUGUGGCCUGGCCUCAGGAUCUUGCCCUGCCGUGUGCACCUGCAGCAACAGUAUCGUCGACUGCCGUGGGAAGGGUCUGACCGCCAUCCCGGCCAACCUGCCCGAGACCGUCACUGAAAUACGACUGGAGCAGAAUGGAAUCAAAUCCGUUCCACCAGGGACGUUUACCACGUACAAAAAACUACGGCGGAUAGACCUCAGCAACAACCAGAUCUCAGAGAUUGCUCCUGAUGCAUUCCAAGGUCUCCGAUCUCUCAACUCUCUGGUCCUGUACGGCAACAAAAUCAACGAGCUUCCAAAAGGCGUGUUUGAUGGACUCUAUGCUCUUCAACUCUUGCUGUUGAAUGCAAACAAGAUCAACUGCAUCCGAGCGGAUACCUUCCAGGACCUACAGAACCUAAGCCUCCUCUCGCUGUACGACAACAAGAUCCAGACACUGGCCAAAGGGACGUUCAACUCACUCCGAGCCAUCCAGACGCUGCACUUGGCCCAGAAUCCGUUCAUCUGUGACUGUCACCUCAAGUGGCUAGCCGACUACCUUCGGUCCAACCCUAUCGAGACCAGUGGGGCGCGAUGCGCCAGCCCACGCCGCCUGGCAAACAAGAGGAUCGGGCAGAUCAAAAGCAAGAAGUUCCGGUGCUCAGCAAAAGAACAAUAUUUCAUCCCAGGUACGGAGGACCAGAGACUGGGCAGUGAGUGCAACAGGGACAUGGUCUGUCCACCAAAAUGCCGCUGUGAGUCCAACGUGGUGGAUUGCUCCAACCAGAAGCUGACCAAGGUUCCCGAGUUCAUCCCACAGUCAACCAUAGAGCUGCGUCUGAUCAACAAUGAUAUUUCGCUCCUGGAAUCCACCGGUCUCUUUCAGAAGCUUCCGCAGUUGAGAAAAAUAAACCUGAGCAACAACAAGAUUGCAGAAAUCGAAGACGGGACCUUCGAAGGGGCUUCGUCUGUCUCUGAGCUGCAUCUCACAGCCAAUCAGCUGGAGUCCAUCAGGAGUGGGAUGUUCCGAGGCCUAGAUGGAUUAAGAACUCUGAUGUUGAGGAAUAAUCGCAUCCGCUGCAUCCACAACGACAGCUUCACUGGACUGACCGCUGUUCGCCUCCUCUCACUGUACGACAACCAGAUCGCCACCAUCACGCCAGCCGCCUUCGAUACUCUGCAUUCACUCUCUACCCUAAACCUCCUCGCCAAUUCCUUCAACUGUAACUGCCAACUGGCCUGGCUGGGAGAGUGGCUGAGGAAGAGGAAGAUCGUGAGUGGAAACCCUCGCUGCCACAAGCCCGACUUCCUGAGGGAGAUCCCACUGCAGGAUGUAGCUUACCAGGACUUCCGCUGUGAUGAAGGUCUGGAGGAGAGCGGUUGUGUGCCCCGACCCCAGUGCCCCGUUGAGUGUACCUGCCUGGAGUCCGUCGUCCGCUGCAGCAACAAACAUCUGAAAUCCCUGCCCGCUGGCAUCCCGCGCAACGUGACUGAGCUGUAUCUGGAUGGUAACCAGUUCACUGCAGUCCCCAGUGUACUCUACACCUUUAAGCAUCUUCAACUUGUAGACAUGAGCAACAAUCGCAUCAGCUCCUUGACCAAUACGUCCUUCAUCAACAUGAGCCAACUGACCACACUGAUUCUCAGCUACAAUUCCUUACGGUGCAUUCCUGCCGCUGCAUUCCAAGGCCUCCACUCUCUCCGACUCCUGUCUCUGCAUGGAAACGAUAUCUCCACUCUUCCUAAAGGAAUCUUUGCAGAUGUGGCUUCCCUCUCUCACCUUGCCAUUGGAGCCAACCCACUCUACUGUGACUGUAACCUCCGCUGGCUCUCCGACUGGGUCAAGACCGGGUACAAGGAGCCUGGCAUUGCCCGCUGUGCUGGCCCAGGGGAAAUGGAGGGUAAGCUCCUCCUAACAACUCCGGCCAAGAAGUUUGAGUGCCAAGGUCCGACAGAGCUGAGUGUCCUGGCCAAGUGCAGCCCCUGCCUGUCCCACCCCUGCCACAACCAGGCAACCUGCCAGGAUGAUCCCCUGAAUUAUUACAGGUGUAGCUGCCCAUAUGGUUAUCAGGGUAAACAAUGUGAAUUGCCAAUCAACAGCUGUGUUAGUAGCCCCUGUGCGAACGGAGGGACAUGCCACGUGAAGGAGGGAGGUUCGGAUGUAUUCUGGUGUACUUGCCCAGAGGGCUUCCUGGGGAACACCUGCACUGUGAAUGUUGACGACUGUGAGGAGAAUUCCUGCAGGAAUGGUGCCACGUGCCUGGACGGAGUUACUAACUACACCUGCCUGUGUCCCCCGUCCCACAGAGGGGUUCACUGCGAGGAGCCAGUGGACUAUUGCGCCCCAGAAUCUAACCCAUGUCAGGAGGGUGACAAGUGCACAGUCACCGUGGAGGGACCAAGGUGUGAGUGCAUUUCUGGGGAUGUGGGAGAGAACUGCAGCAGUGCCAUUGGCAACUGUCAUGGCCACCAGUGUCAGGGAAAUGGCGUGUGUCUGGAUACAGCUGAUGGUUACACCUGCCUCUGCUCAGAGGGUUACAGUGGCCGUUUCUGUGAGCUUCCUUCGGCUGCCUCCUCACCCCACGUCCCGUGCCGGCCCCAGGACUGCCUCAACGGCGGGCAGUGCAUGAGCGACAGUGCCCUGUGCCAGUGCCUCCCCGGCUUCGGGGGGGCCCGCUGCGACAAGUUGGUCAGCGUCAACUUUGUGGAUCGAGACUCGUAUCUGCAGUUUACCGAGCUGAAGAACUGGCCUCAGGCGAACAUCUCUCUUCAGGUGUCCACGGCAGAAGAUAAUGGGAUCUUGCUGUACAACGGAGACAAUGAUCACAUUGCAGUUGAGCUUUACCAAGGCCGCGUGCGUGUCAGCCACGACCCUGGGAGUGAUCCCAGCUCUGCUAUCUACAGCCUGGAGACCAUCAAUGACGGACAGUUCCACACCGUGGAGAUCCUGACCUUAGACCAGAUGGUCAACCUGUCCAUCGACGGGGGGGCCCCCAAGAGCAUGGAGAGCUCUGUCAAACAGUUGGCACAGAACCGCGAGACACCCCUGUACAUCGGAGGGAUGCCCGUGGAUGUCAACUCGGCGGCGUUCCGCCUCUGGCAGCUGCAGAACAGCUCCAGCUUCCACGGCUGCAUCCAGAACUUGUACAUCAACAACGAGCUCCAGGACUUCACCAAGACGCAACGGAAGGCCGGCGUGGUGCCGGGCUGCGAGCCUUGCCGGAAGAUCAUCUGCGUCCACGGCAUCUGCCAGCCCAGAGCCGGCUCGGGGCCCGUCUGUCACUGCGAGGCCGGCUGGCUGGGGCCCCGGUGUGACCAGCCGCUGACAGACCCCUGCCAGGGGCACAAGUGCUUGCACGGGAGGUGCGUGCCGCUGGACGUGGUUACCUAUCGGUGUGAGUGCGAUGCGGGGCACAGGGGAGCCUUGUGUAACCAGCAGGAAGAGCUGUUCAACCCCUGUAAGAACCUGCCGUGCCAGCGGGGGCGGUGUCAGAUCUCGGAGCUGGGCGAGGCAGUGUGCGAGUGUGAGAGUGGCUUCAUGGGCAGUCUCUGUGACCAAGGGAUAUUGUAAUUGUGACAAGUUAGUGACAUCACUGCAAUCAACAAAGCCUGGCUUUACCAUGGGACAUAUACAUACAUUUGAUUGGAUUAACUAAACUAGCAACUGGCACCAUUAGAAAAUGUAAAGAGGAGCCACAUAAUACAACCUGCAUCUUGACUUUUGAUACUGACACAAUCUUAACUGUUGUUAGGCGUUUAACAAGGUACAAAUUGGAGAUACUGGUAUCUAAUGCCAGAUUGCAAUUUUUGUUGUCCUCUAGCUUUACUUAACAUGCUGCUGUAUUAUGUCAUUUUAUAUAAAGAUUAACCAUCUCUCUUCAAAAUCUUUAUGGCUAUAAAUGAGACAGGUUUUUGUGGCUGAAGGAGGAACCUCAAUGCAAAGCAGCAAAAUGAAGGAAACUACAUGAAGGAUUGUAGAAAGCAACAGGAGAAUUUUAAUAAUUCUAUAUUUUAAUGGUUCUAUUAAUUUCUUACUACAAUAACCAUUUCAGAAACAGUUACAGAAAACCAAGCUGAAAUCAAAAGUAUCAGGCUGAGGUGAGUUGCCAGCCACUGCUAAAUGCUUGUCAAAGCUCAUGGUCAAGUCUUUUGCAUAAAUAAAGAUUAUUUUGGGAAAGCUAGCAACAGGCAGAAGGUGAUGGAGGAAAUGGUGAGAAAAAUACCUGAGUUUCAAGCUGCUUAUGAAACCAAUCAAUGCAUGUCUGAUAUGCACAUCACAAAAGAAACAAAAUCUACUUUUGUCAAUAUUUUCCCCUACUUCAAGGAUAGCACACCUUUUAACUGAUUGCCACUCUAUGGUUUAGUAGAUGCAUUUAUAUGUAAUUCUGAGAAAUGUUACAUCAUGAAUAUAUUGCACACACCACAGAACUGGAAAUUAGGGGCAGUUAUAACCUUGGGUAAAACACAUUCAAAGUGAUUCAAUAGCUUUUCUGCUUUGAAACCAUAAGCAUGUACAUCUCAAAUAAAUUGACAAAUUAUUCUGACCAACCUGACAUGUUCACAGUCAAUACUGAAGCCAGGUUUUCUUGAAAUCUCUAAAGCAGCUGUUACUCUCUUUGCAGAUUCAAUUAUGCUAAACUAUACAGUGAGUCCAAAACACUCAUUAUAACCACCAUAAAUCAAAUUAAAAACAAUAGUUUUCAGUUCAAAAGACUCUCAACUCAACAUUUGCUAUGACUAUCCAAGCUGGAGUUCAACCUUGCUGCCACUCUGCACCAACUGUCUCAAUAAUCACUUGCUAUUUAUCAUUUACUGGUCCAACUGCAAGUUCACUGGUGGUGUCUUGCAGAACUCAAUUUUCCCUAUAGGCCUUGAUCAAGUUAACAGUGCAAUGGAAAAUCGGCAUGUAUCCACUGAACUUAGUAUUAUCGAAACAAUUUUACACCACUUCUACCUUCCAACAUAAUUUUUGUGCUUUGCCAUUGGAUGAUCAAACACUAAAAGGGAAACAAUUUGCAGUAAUGCUGUACUAUGCUUCAUGAUGAAGCACUAAAUAGUUUCACUGUUCAUUCAAAGUUCUUAUUCUCUGAUUUGACCAAAAAUAAUGUACAGAGGAAUGAUUAAAUGGCUUCAAUAUCAAUUUAUGAACAAUUUCAGAUUUACAGUGAAAAAUACAAUUAUGCACAUGAAAACCGAGACAGUAGUUACUAGGAUCUCAAUAAUGCAAGACUAUGGCAACAAGAAACCCUAACGUAUUAUAUCCACCGAUGUGACAAACAUUUGGAAUACAAUAAGAAAUUUAGUAUUCUCAGAAUGGAAUUCCAUUUCAGCAUUAUGGAAUACUAACUGCUGAUGGCUGCUAUGCCAUCAUUCAUGGCAGUGAUGAUUGAGACAAUUACUUUGUGUGCACACUGGAACAGCAGGAAAACAUUAAACACCAAAUUUCCCCAAGCUUGUUGGCACCAACACAAUAAGAAAGCCUACAUUAUAAAUAAUAUUAGAAGAUAUUUUGUAUCACAAAUUUGCCUGACAAAAGAGGGAAAACUUCAUAAAAAUACAUCAAAACACAUCUGUAGGCCUGCAAACGAAUGAAUAAAUUAGAAAGCAACAAAGUUAAUGUUUUACUUCUUGUUACAGAAUAAAGCAGAGAAAUAUAGUGAGUGGUUAUUGAAACAAAACUAUGUCCACACUUUAAAAAUACUGCACCAUUAAAAAUCACUGCUUUAUACAUCUUAUCAACUUCAACCUACCACAUACAUUUUGAAAUAGAUUCAGAUUUUAAAAUGAUAUGCAGUCAAAUGCAGUCAUUUUGUGAACAAAAAAAGGUAAGAAUGUUUAAGCAGUAACAGUACCUUGGAAAGGCGAGGCACACCAUUCCGGAUAAAAACAGUGAAUCAACAUUACUUCAAAUUAACCUCAGGAACUGUGUGACAAGCAAAAUUAAUGAUGGCUAUACAACUGGAUGUCUGUUGCAAAUUUUAUCUACUUCAUUCCUUUCUCUAUUAAAUAUUUAUUUUCUCUACAUGGAGAUAUAUUAAAUGGGAUGCCAACAGAAACAGGUGCCAUAAUCUAUAAAUUUCAUCAAUAUAUCCACAAUAUUUAAGAGGGUAGCAUGAUUUGCUAAAUCAUGUUUUAAAUACAAUUACUGUGACCAAAACUGCCCUGGCUUUUCACUGUCACCCAUUUAAUUUGUUUCACAAAUUAGGUAUGCUGCCCGUGACCUGACACAUCUAUUUAUUGGUCAGUUUCCAUGGCAACCUAUUACCUAGAUUAGAAAAUCAGAAACACUGCUCCAGUCAAGAUUACAUUCAAUAAUCUAAAUGUAUUGCAAUUUGAGGAAAUGCAUUAAUGGCUUGAUUAUUUUUAAAAAUGUGAGAUUGGAGUAUUAAAUUGAGUCCACUUCAGUAUCUUUAAUGAUAACCUGCGAUGAUUUAAAUUAAAUUUGGGGAUGUGCACUACAAAAUGUAGCAAUUUCCUACAUUCUAAUGCUUACAAUGCUAAAUGAGCAUUUGGAAUAAAACAAUUCUGUAUAUGUUAGGGAAUACGAAUUAUCAAAAGAUCUCAAACAGACAUUAAAGGUUUCAAAGGCCAAUUCACUAAAAGGAUUGUUUUUAGGGAAGGUGGAAAAUUCUCCAAUUUUUUCCUUCAGCACUAUAACCGGUAAGGGUGACUUCAUCUAGGGUCUUUCAGCCUGUGCUUCCAUUCACUGAUGGAAAUGAUGCAGUGCUACACUGCAUUAGAAUGAGGUUUGGUGUACCAUAUAUCCUGCUUUUCAAUAACAGUUUUCAGGUCCAAAGUACGCUUUAUACUCACUCCUCUCCAAAAGUAAUGUAUAUAAAAACAGAAAACACUGGAAAGAGUUGAUUUUUCCAGACUGAUACACAUGAAGGGUCCUUCACCUGAAACACAGGUUCUCUUUCUCUCCAAGUGGAUGCUACUCAUUUUGUUAGAUGUCUAUGGGAUGCUUUGGAUUUUAUGCCUUGCCUUUGCCCAAUGCUGGCCCCCCAUGCCUGAGUCGACGUAGUAGUAGUUUGAAUUUUAGUUUCAAGCUAUUUAUUUUAAACUUUUUUAAAAAUUCAACUUCUGUAAACUACAUUGAGACGUUUUUCGGUCUAUAUAAGUGCCAAUGGGAGGCAUUACUUUGUUCCAGAUGUAGACUGUAAGACUUAGGAGCAGAAUUAGUCCAUUCAGCCCAUCAAGUCAGCUCUGCCAUUCCAUCAUGGCUGAUCCACUAUCCCUCUCAAUCCCAUUCUCCUACCUUCUUGUAACAUUUGAUACCCUUACUAAUGAACAUAGCAACUUUGACUUUAAAAGUACCCAAUGACUUAGCCUCCAUAGCUGUCUGUAACAAUGAAUUCCACAGAUUCACCACCUCUGAUGAAACAGAUUACUCCUCGUUUGUUCUAAAAGGACAUCCUUGUAUUCUGAGUGUGUUUCAUUUGGUCCUAGACUCUCCCACUCUUGGAAAGAAGCUCCUGACAUCUACUUUAUCUCUGCCUUUGAGGCACUACACUAGAUUAUGAAACCUGUAUCAAACAGUCACAGCCAGCAUUCAUAAUAAAGCUUUCUGCUUUCCUUUAAUGCGUAAUGAUUUUUAAAAAUAAUUCUAAUUAUAUGACUGAAGAAACGCAAGUAAUGUGGCUAAUUCACUUACACUUUAGAUCGCAUCAUGUCAUCUUCUAAUUACCGCUAACAUCAUUGUUAAUUCUCUAGUACAGAAGAUUCUCAUUUUCGUUUGUGAACAGAUUAUAAUUUCAAUAUAAUGAACAUUUAUAUCUGAUUAGGUUCACAGAUUCCACCACCCCCACACAGUUCGAACAGACUUCGAUGUCUAUUAAAGGAUGGUGUGCCUGGCCAUUUUACACAAUGUCAGAGAAAUAUUUUUAACAUAUUAUUCAAAUACAUAAAAGGCAUCCCAACGGAAAAUAUGCUGGUUUUAAACUUGCAAAAGGCAAGCACACAAACAAUCCAAAACUUAGCAAUAUGGGCUCAGUUAGGAUCAUUUUCUGUGAACAGUUCUUUGUUGCCAAAUGUUAUGGUCUGAAAACCAGUUGAUGGACUGCUCACAAAUAACUUAUGCUUUUUCAUUCAAACAUUAAAACAGCAUGGCUCCAACACAAUGUUCAACUAUUUUUUGGUUGUAGAUUAAUAAUUAAAUCUCUCCAUAUUAUAGCUGUACUCCAAACAAAAUGGAAAUUGAACAUUUUAACAAAUAACACAUUUACCAAGAUAAACACUUCACAUUGCUUUAGAACAAAUAAAAUAAAUAUGAUCCUAGUCACAAGCAGUUAACUUUACAUUAAACAAGAUCUCACUUCAAAUGCCAACUUUUUUUCCCCCUGAAGUCAGAGAAGUGGAUAUAAAAAAUUUAGGAGAUUGCUUCAUAUAUCUUUUAUAAAAGAAAUGCAAUCUCCUCUUCAUAGACAGCUUAUUAAAAUAAGCUGUCAAUUACAUAUUGACAGCUGCCAUUACAUUUUGAAGCUGCUCAAGAGUUCAGUUUUCAAAAACAAUUGAUACAAGAUAUCUUUUCCGCCAAGUUCAUAAAGAAUUACAUUAUUGGAAUCAAAUAGUUCAGCAAGUAUUCAUGAGAAAAUUAACAUCUUAACAAUGGAAGUGAAAAAGCACAAGCACUUACAGUAAAUAGAUCCCACAAAAUACCAAGUUUAUGAAGUUUAAUAAAUAAGGCUGCAAGGCUAUCAAUAAUAAAAAUGGCAAGUAAUCUCAUUCAUGUUAUUACAGUAGUGAAGUUGUGCAUUGUUAGAUACGAAAUCUUAAGACAAUAGUAGUACAAACAGAGCAUAUAAUAUUAGCUAUUUCACAGUCAUUAGCUAUGUCCUAGGUGAGCACUAGCAUACCUUUUCCCCUUCUUGAUUCAGAUCCAUCCCCAGUAUAAUAUGUUAAUAUGCACCACAACCUCUUGCUGUAAGAGUUGAAUAAUGUUUAACUUUAGUGAUUCCUAUAGAUGUACAACUACAUGUUUUAAGGCAGUCACAUUAGGUGACAAAAAUUCAAAUGCACUUGGUUAACUGAGGCAAACACCUGGAACAAGAUCAUAUGCAAACCUUAAUAAUUGGAUGUCAUGAUCCUGGAUGUGUGUUCAUUCUUGUCGUACUUCAAAAUCAGUCAAUGUACAGAAACAAGUUUCUAUUAUUUAGACAAAAUAUAUGCAACGGUAAUCACUAGUUAUAGAAUUGAAACACACACUAAGAAAAUGCAGUCAUGGUCAAAUGUCCAAUACAACCAUUGACUUUGAAACCACAAUUGUCUAUGCUCCUUAAGAAGAAAAAUUGAAAAUGACAGUGAGAAAGACACUACAACAAUGAAGGUGCAACACCAACAAUUGAACACGAUGUGUAUAUUGAGUAAUGUAAGCUUUAAGGUGCACUUAUUUGGGUGCAGCUUAUAGAAACACUUUACACUUUAAACAGUUCUACAUGUGUGGGCGCAUAUACAGUGGAUUCCAGUUAAUUGGGACAUAUCAUGCCCAGUACAUUUUGACCCAAUUAAGCAACUGGACCAAUCAGCUGAAGGUUCAUGGAAAUAGUUAAAAAGGUAUAUAAAAAAGACAAAUUCCCAUUUAAUUUAGUGAUAAAUUAUGUAUUUAAAUGAAAUACAGAAUAGAUUGGAAUGCUACUAAUGCUACUACAGUACUUAUAAAAUUGUAUUAGUUUCUCAUAGUUAUCGACAGACGGAUUCAUCCUGUGUACGCUGCCAUACAUGGGAGGGGUAGCAUCUCUGGUGAAGGAGCUUGUCAUGUCCAUUGUGGGGUAACUCACUCACACUUGGUCCCCACUGGACACUUAACUCUCACCUGCGCCUCCAAGUAGUGUUUGCAUACGACAGUGGUCACACCUGGUACAGCACUUUGAAAGAUGGGAUAAACCAGAUGAGGGUAGCUGGCGGGCUUCAUAUCCUGGUGAAAAAGGGACAUGCCUGUCCCAGCAUGUGAAGUCAGCUCCGGCAGACUGGACAGAUGAAAUCAACAGUGAGAUCCAACAACCAAGAAGGUGGUUCUGCAAUGCCUUGUGAAGAGCAAAAGGCAUGAUAAUGCACAGCAGUAUCCACUGCAACCAAGGAAGAUCCCAGUUUGUGACGACUACUCAUACCACUGCACUCGGAUUUUCGAGGUUGAGAGUGGAACUGUCCCAGUGCAACAGCUUUUCCACUUUAAAACUCUCCCACCUUUCACUGCCAUUGUCAGAUACGACAGACAACCAACACGCUGCCAUGUUCUUUUGAUUGACUAUAAAUGAACAAAAUCAGCACAGUGCAGAUAAUGGACUGCCUUCAUACAAUUCUUUUGACAAUUACAUAUCUUCAUUUUCGUUGUAACAUUCAAGAUGAUUAUCGAUACCUUCAGAUUCUUCAUAGUUCCUAACUUGAUGAAGUAGUGAAAUUGUUCAUUUCACCCCUGGCUGUUUCUGGCAUCUCCAAGGCCCUAAUGCUUGAAACCACAGUGAGUAAAACAGUUCUGAAUUGUCUUGCUGCUUAUUUCUCACCAGCUAUCAGUUUAAAAAAAAGCACAUGCAAAUAAUACUAUUUAAAAACUGUUCACUCUAAGCACAGUACUGAGUCUAACGGCCACACAAGUUCACGCGACAGACACUAGUUAGAAACUACUCGGCAAGUCUCCUGUUUCAAUUAAGCAGCAUAGUGUCCCAAAUAAACAAAGGGAAUUCGGGAUAAUUUCUCUAUUAGUUUUGUUCUUUAAGAGUUUUCCCAAAUAAAUGGCUUCCCCAAUUAACCACUUUAUUAAAGUUUCUCCUUUCAAUGAAAAUAAAUGAGAUGCAUUUGCAGAAACCUUCUUGGACACAUCUGAAGUUUAAAAACAGAGCGCCCUUUCAGCAGAAAUACUGUGUCUCUUACUACCCUGUCAUUUAAAUAAAGCAAUGUGCAGAAUGCAAAUUUCUUUGUCAAAUUCUUUGCCUAUAAAACUAAUACUUUAGUGGAAGCAAGAAUGUAAACUCAGAAAGGAGCAAUUAAGCUGUGUCUAAGACCUACUACACUGAUGCAAAACUAGUUUAAUUGCCAUUGACAAAAAUCACUUUCUAGCAAAGAAUUUCUAACAUUACAGGCUGAUACAAUCUGAGGAUAUAAAUAAAUUCUUGAGCCCUUUCUGCCCCCUCCCACCGUGUCAAUAAGGGCAACUUAAUGAAUAAAGUCCAGUUAUUGUCAACUUCAUUGAAUCAACAGAAGCUGUAUCCAGCCAAGUAGAUAAUUCAGAGUUCAUGAAAGCAAAAAUGUCAGAAUAUGCUGCUUUGAUUUAAGGAAUAUUCCUUAUUUGUCAGCAGGGUGGCCCAAUGGCACAGCAGUUUGUUCUGCUUCCUCAUUGUUCCAGGGAUCCAGAGAGAUCCCAACCUUGGAUGCUGUCUGCAGUUUGCAUUUUCUCUCCAUUACUGCCUGGAUACACCACUUCCCUCCCACAUCAGGGAUGUACUCGUAGGUUAACUGACUACUGCAAAUUAUUAAUUGGAGCAAGCUAAUGGCAAUAGGACCAAAGAGGGAGUUGAUGGCUGUGAGAGAGGUUGUAGGGAGGUAAGCAGAGAACAGGGCCACUGGGAUGGCUGCCUGCCUGGGAGGCAGCAUGGGUCCAACUGGUUAUUUACUGUGUUACAAAUACAAAAGAAUACCAGUCUAUGUCAGGCAGAGAAAACAAAAAUCAACCAAGACGCACAAUAAUUAACAGCAAAAAGCAGCCACUAUCCUGUGCUAUAACUAAAGGAAACAUGGUCUCAAUUAGCAAAAUCAUACUACCCAAGAAGAAUCAACAACAUGACAACAAAAGGCAAACAUAGAACAUUAAAGAUAAAACAUUUACAACAAAUUAUGAAUUUCAUACAAUUUCACACUUUCCUGAUGUUACAUCUAUUUGGUGCAUUAAAGAUUAAUGAUAGCUCUCCUCUGAGAAAUCUUCCAGUCCCAUUUCCCUAUUUAUUACCCUGAAACUCAUUCUCUCAUAGACGUCACAUAGACCCCAUUUGAACUUCCUGUCUUCCACCUUUACUAGGGGUAAUACACUGUGGCCACUUAGUGUACUGCAGCAGUUAUGGGAAGAACAUAAAAAGCAAGAAAGUAUAUUUGGGGGAAAAAAUGGAUCUGUGAUACAGAAGCAGUGAGGACAGCAUUACUUGAUGUACUACUGUGACAACGAGUUCAUUCUCAAUUGGCCAUUCUGUCCACAGUUCAGGACAAUGUCUCUGAACAACUAAAAAGACAUGCUUCCCCCUCCCCCCCAGCAAUCUGUUGACUUUCUAUUUUACAGGGAACUAGUGCUCCAAAAUGAUAUAGCAGUACAUUAAGGUCCCAAUGGUAAAUGCAUUCCCUUGCACUCCAUGCUUUUACUAAAACAGCAGCAAGAAUUUCAGAAAAAGGCAAUACAUAGCCCCAGCUUUACACAAUAGCACAUCUGCCCCCUCCUCACCCCAAAAAAAUCCCUUUGGCUGUUUUCUUAUGAUAUUACCGACAAUGAUCAGGGAAGCCCCUGAAAUACACUCAUGUUUGCAAUGGCAAUCCAAUAAUAAAUACCACUUGGAAUUUAUUCCAAGUGAUAACUACAAAGUGAUUAACUAUAAAUGUUUGACUGGAAAUAAACGGAAUAAAACAGAGUGAUGGAUCAAGCAAGGUGCCUGAAUCUCACCUCUCGCUGUACCAUCAUAGUGCCUGUCUUUAUAUCUCCUAUUGCACUUUAGCUCCAACAUUGAAAUCAUGCAUUACUAGAGAAUAAACUCAUCAAAUAACAUUCAGCUCUGUCUAGUAGCUAUACGUUAUUGAUGCACAAGCUCAUUUUGACAAUCAUACUUCUCAGUUAUUCUAUGUAUCCAAUCUAAAGGGUACACAUUUAAAUCGUGCAAGAGAUCCAGAGCAUUCCAAAACAACUUUCACAUGCAAAUCUUACAUGCUUUCAUAUUUUCAUAAUAUUGUUUCCUCAUUUUCAAUCUGUUGUAAAACUGAGAAAGGUUUUCAAUAGAUUGGGUUUUUUUAUGGUUUUAAUAAUAAUCAAAAAUUGUUUACUAAUCUUUUCCAUAGUUCUGAUCCAUAUUCCUCCAGAUGUACAAACAUUUUGCACUAGUUUGAUAUACUCAAAUUUAGAGUACAUUAGAAUGCAUGUUUCAGAGUGUUGGAAUGUACAAAGUUAGAAUGCAUUUGUUGAAUUAGAUAGAUUUUAGUUCCUGCAAUGUUAAACAGCUAUGACAUUAUAGUUGCAAACUCUUUCUAAACUUCUGAGAAUCAGAUGGAGGAGGGGAUGGGGAAAAGUUGUAUCAUCUUUAAAUCCAAAAGAUACCAGAUCCACUGUACAUGCCACAGCUGUGCCCUCUUGUGGGAUAGAAAGGCCAUUAACCCCUGAUACUUUCAAAUCAAAAUUUAGUCCCUUUGUGUACAAUCCUAAGAAAUUUAUCAAAUUGGAAUAGAUAGAAGGUAUUUUAAAACUAUUGUUGUAACUUUGAAACUUACCAAUCUGUUAGCAGCUCCACAGAACACAGCAAGACAUUCUCAAGUUGAUAGUGCCAUUUGUCAAUGACACUUUCUAUAAAAUGUGUUAAUAUUCACUGAAAAGAUGUUACUAUACACUUUAAUGCUCCAAACCAUUGCAACUUGUAUUAAAAGGGGCAAUAAAUUUCAUCUUCAAGAAAUAUUUUCAAGUCUAAGAAUGCUGUUACAGCAAGAUUUUCAUUAUAGUUAAACCUAAUUAAAAUAAAGCUCCACUUCAUUCACAUCGAACCAGUUCUCCUAAUUUUGCUGUAAUUGUCAAACAGGAAGAGCUGGGUGAAGGUGGGGAUUUCAGUAUUUAUUAAUCACACUGAAACUGCAUUUUAAAACAAACAUUAACAGGUUAACAAGGCUCGAAUAUCUGGAGAUUAAUGUGAACAUGGGAGGGGAUAUGAAGGAACAAGAGCGGGGAUGGAGGGCGGCUGGGGUCGAGCUGACCGUAGAGGUAAAACCUUUUGAAUUUUCAGGAGCUCCGCUCCUCGUUGCCUCUUAACUAGGCCUGUUUCUAAUGAUAUCAAAUAAAAGCGCAGCCAUAACAAAACGAUCUUUUAUUAUCUACAGCCAAGCUUCUAUUUCACCUCUUUGCUGCUCCAUUAAGCCACCUCAAUUUGCUAAGAGCUUUCAAAUAAAUAAUUUCUAGGGCAGGAGAAUGAACACGUCUAUUUUUAAAAAUAAAUUAUGUGGGUCAAAAUAGCAAGACAACAGUAAAAAAAAAAGCAGACUCUUUCUCUUGAGCCCAUUUACUCACUAUAAUCAACUUACAUUUCAU